This is a messenger RNA of Caenorhabditis remanei, 654 nucleotides long. RefSeq lists its product as uncharacterized. The record is from RefSeq and is a predicted model, not a curated record. The coding region runs from base 1 to 654 and encodes 217 amino acids. The transcript is spliced from 2 exons. Lineage: Eukaryota; Metazoa; Nematoda; Chromadorea; Rhabditida; Rhabditidae.
AUGACAACAUGUCACGUGUUAGUUCAAGGUCGGGCAAAUGAUGAUUCAUUGGGUCCCACUGGAACAGUUGGACUUGUCAUCACAGAUCCUUCUACAGUAAUCUUGAUAGAUGCUGGUGACCCGUGGAAUGGAUCUGAAAUUAUUGAAAAGCUGAAGGAUCACAAUGUGACAUCCGGCCAAAUAACUCAUAUAGUGGUGACUCAUGGUCAUCUGGAUCAUUGUGCAAAUCUGGGACUUUUUCCGGAGGCUACUGUAAUUAUGGAUUGGGAUGUUGGGAAGAAGUCAAAAGAAAAUCCAAGGAAAACUGAGUAUUGCGUGAUUCCAGCAUGGCCAUAUAGGAUUUCGGAUUGCUGUAAGAUAAUGAAUCUAUCUGGUCACACAGCAUCCGACACUAUUGCAAUCGUUCAAGACAUAAAAAUGAAGAGAUUGGUUGUCUAUAGUGGAGAUUUGAUAGAAGAUUCUCAAGAUCUUCCAAACUUUGAAAUAAAUCAAUUGAAACUGAUGGAAGAUGAGGAGACAGAGCUCCUGUCAUCUCAAGAAUUUGUGUUUGGCUCUGGCGAUUUCAUUAUUCCUGGACAUGGCGCCCCUUUUGAGAAUCCGGAGAGAAUUCUUUUUUUAUUUUUCUCGUUUUGGAGAAGAUUUAUGAUAGUUUAG